Brienomyrus brachyistius is the source of this 1905-nucleotide messenger RNA. RefSeq names its product chaperonin containing TCP1, subunit 3 (gamma) (gene cct3). Gene Ontology annotation, cellular component: chaperonin-containing T-complex. Bases 89 to 1714 code for a protein of 541 amino acids. Lineage: Eukaryota; Metazoa; Chordata; Actinopteri; Osteoglossiformes; Mormyridae. Gene Ontology annotation, molecular function: ATP binding; ATP-dependent protein folding chaperone; ATP hydrolysis activity. The transcript is spliced from 14 exons. The record is from RefSeq and is a predicted model, not a curated record. Gene Ontology annotation, biological process: protein folding.
UUGGCCGUUUCUCUGUGCCGUCAGAACGGUGCGUUUUUUGUGCUUGGCUCAGAAGGUUCCAGUCGGUUGUCUCACACGAGGAGUCAAAAUGAUGGGAGGACCGGUUCUUGUGCUGAGCCAGAAUGUGAAACGGGAGUCUGGGCGCAAGGUUCAGACAGGAAACAUCAACGCAGCAAAGACAAUAGCAGAUGUAAUCAGGACAUGUCUGGGACCAAGAGCUAUGAUGAAGAUGCUUCUUGACCCCAUGGGUGGCAUUGUAAUGACCAAUGAUGGGAAUGCGAUCCUGAGAGAGAUUCAGGUGCAGCACCCAGCAGCUAAGUCUAUGAUUGAGAUCAGCCGCACGCAGGACGAGGAAGUUGGAGAUGGCACCACCUCCGUCAUUAUCCUGGCCGGCGAGAUGCUUGCUGUGGCAGAGCAGUUCCUGGAACAGCAGAUGCACCCCACCGUGGUGAUCAGUGCCUACAGACAGGCCCUGGAGGACAUGCUCAACUUGCUGAAGGAAACCAGCACCCCUGUGGACGUGAACAGUCGGGACAUGAUGCUGAAGAUCAUCAACUCGGCCAUCAACACCAAGGCGCUUAGCCGUUGGUCAGAGCUGGCCUGCAACAUCGCCCUGGACGCCGUGCGCACCGUGGAGCUGGAGGAGAACGGCCGCAAGGAGAUCGACAUCAAGAAGUACGCCAAGGUGGAGAAGAUUCCCGGUGGGAUCAUCGAGGACUCCUGUGUGCUGAAGGGCGUCAUGGUGAACAAGGACGUGACGCACCCACGCAUGCGGCGCCUCAUUAAGAACCCACGCAUCGUGCUGCUGGACUGUUCCCUGGAGUACAAGAAAGGCGAGAGCCAGACAGACAUCGAGAUCACGCGCGAGGAGGACUUUGCAAAAAUCCUGCAGAUGGAGGAGGAAUACAUCCAGCAGAUCUGCGAGGACAUCAUCCGUCUGAAGCCUGACCUCGUCUUCACAGAGAAGGGCAUCUCCGAUCUGGCUCAGCACUAUUUAAUGAAGGCCAACAUCACCGCCAUCCGUCGUGUCAAAAAGACUGACAACAACAGGAUUGCCAGGGCGUGUGGGGCGCGGAUCGCCAGUCGGACAGACGAGCUUAAAGAGGAGGAUGUCGGCGCUGGCGCGGGGCUGUUCGAGGUGAAGAAGAUCGGCGAUGAGUACUUCACCUUCAUCACCGAGUGCAAGGACCCCAAAGCCUGUACCAUCCUGCUGAGGGGGGCCAGCAAGGAAAUUCUGGCUGAAGUGGAGCGCAACCUGCAGGAUGCCAUGCAGGUGUGCCGCAACGUGCUGCUGGACCCCCACCUGCUGCCGGGGGGCGGGGCCGUGGAGAUGGCCGUGUCCCAGCGCCUGACGGAGCACUCGCGCACCCUGACCGGGGUGGAGCAGUGGCCGUACCGCGCUGUGGCCCAGGCCCUGGAGGUCAUCCCCCGCACCCUGAUCCAGAACUGUGGAGCGAGCACCAUCCGUGUUCUUACCUCCCUGAGGGCAAAACACUCCCAGAAGGACAACGUGUCGUGGGGGGUGAACGGUGAGACUGGCACCCUGGCAGACAUGACCGAGCUGGGAAUCUGGGAGCCGCUAGCUGUGAAGGCGCAGACGUACAAGACCGCUGUGGAGACUGCCAUUCUGCUACUCCGUAUCGAUGACAUCGUUUCAGGACACAAGAAGAAAGGCGGAGAUGACAAGACCGGCGGAGAGCAAAGUGCAGAGUAGUGGGAUUUGGGAGGGGUGCUGAGACAAGGCCGUUAUCUGGAGAGACGUGAACGCAGAGUGGAUAUGAGGAACGUGGACCUGACUCCUCUCCGAUGUGUCCACUAUGCGAAACAUUCAGGCCGUUUGUAAGUCUUUGGCUAACAAAUAUGACCUGUAAUGUAAACUAAAUAAAAAUGAGAAUGUUCUCCUGA